UGACGUCACUCCUCGUAAAAGCGCUCCAGCAUUCUUCCUUGACUCCUCAGCGCAGCAGGCUUCUCAUCUCUCCUUCCUUCUCCCUCCAGCCACCAUGGUCAGCUUCCCCGCAGCUUGUGUUUGCGCCGCCGCGGUGUUUUGCGCAGUUUUCUCCGCAGCAGGAGCGCAGACGCCCACUCCGUCUCCGGCUCCUUGUCACCUGAAAUCCAACAGCACGUGCGCUGAGUGUCUGCAGACUGUGGCUUGUCUUUGGUGCAUCACAACCAAACAAUGCUUGGACUACCCAGUGAAGAACAUCCUGCCCCCCAGCAGUGUUUGCCCCCUGAAUGAUGCACGGUGGGGGGUUUGUUGGGUCAACUUCCAGAUCCUGAUCAUCACCAUGUCGGUGCUCGCCGGCAUCGUCGUCGUCUCGGUUGUCGUUUGCUGCUUGUGCUGCUGCUGCAAGUGUGAGAGAGCUGGAAACAAGCGAGAAGACGAACAAGCAGAGAGACAACAACGGGGAAGGAAGUCCCGUCAGAAAGCGAGGAGGACUGAGAUACAGCUGAGACAUGAUGAAAUCAGGCAGAAAUACGGUCUGGCAAAGGACAACCCAUACGCCCGUAUGGACGAUCGUUAAUUCCAUCGAUGAUUCCUUCAGAAGGUCUUUUUGAUGCCAGUAACAACGAGAUGCAGCUGUACUGUACCUUUUGAUCAACUUGAUUAUGUGCAUUAAUUUUUAGUGUGACAGUAUUUGGAAAACACCACUUUCUUUACAAUUUUUAACAUGUGAAAGAGGCUCGCUAAUUUCUUAAAACUGAUUUUACGAGUGUUUUUGCUAAUAGUAUUUUCUGUUCAUGAAGGAGAGCAGAUGUCAGAACAAGCAUGUUAAUUGAUUCUGGUAAUAACUUUUAUUAGUUUUAGUACCACUGUUUAAUUCACUUGUAAAUUACACAUGAAAUGUUAGGUUUUGGUGCAGCUUCUUUUGAAAUUGUAAUC
This is a messenger RNA of Nematolebias whitei (Rio pearlfish), 975 nucleotides long. RefSeq names its product PTTG1 interacting protein b (gene pttg1ipb). NCBI's taxonomy places the organism in Eukaryota, Metazoa, Chordata, Actinopteri, Cyprinodontiformes, Rivulidae. Gene Ontology annotation, biological process: protein import into nucleus. Gene Ontology annotation, cellular component: cytoplasm; nucleus. The coding region runs from base 95 to 616 and encodes 173 amino acids. The transcript is spliced from 7 exons. The record is from RefSeq and is a predicted model, not a curated record.